AGGGCUCAAAUCCUGGUAAAGAUUGGAUUUUUUAAUCGCGGGAUCCUUGGACUCUUUUUGGAGUCCACCCACCUAUAAUGUGAACCUGACAUUAGUUGGGGAAAAGUAAAGUGCUGGCCACAUGACACCCUCGUUAACCUUAUGCCACAGAAACAGAUGACUUUUACAUCUUCUGCCCGAUAGACCACAAGAUCUGAAAGGGGAACUUUAGUUACUACUUAAUACCACGACUAAAAGGUCAAGAGGCACUAAAGAUAACCCAUUGAGUUCUUCAACAAACUUUCUGCCGGGUCCUCAACUGUUAUCAAUGAAUCUUCCAAGAAAAAAAUGUUUUUUUUCGUUUUGUUGUCAUUUAAAUUUAUCUCUUUGUUCAUUUCAUCUAUUGUUUAAUCUGUCGGAUGGGAGAGAUUUCAAAGACCAGGGUUCGCUUCCUGUUCGAAGUUUGCAUUAUAUAUCUCUACUUUCCAGACAGCUUGUAUUUGAGUUACGUAAUUGCAGUUAUAUCAUGUGUUUUGUCAACAUUGUUUAAGAAUUCUAACAUUUUAUUUUGUUAAAAGUUUAAACUGUUUAUGGGAAUCUCCUUGUACUAAUUCCCUAAUGUGUCAGUGUAUUCACAUAUUGAGAUCCGUUGCUGUUGGGUAAUAAACUUUCAAUGAUUCAUAAGUACACAAUAAAAUGUAUUGAUUUUAAAAAGUUGUAUAAAACUUCGUUGCCUUUAUUGCUAGGAAAUACCUUCAAGCUCUUUACACAAAAGAAUAUUACAUUCUUGCGUUUGUAGUUGUAUGCUACCUCUUACAUGAACCAUGCGUCCUUUGGUUCCGAAGACUUUCACUAGUCCAGAAAGGAUUCAAGUGUUCAGUGGAUCACAAUUGGAUCAUCUUGUUAUUAGUGUUACGUACUCAUUAAGCUAUUCAAUGAGAGUUAAUGAGUUCAGUCAAAAGAAAGUGUUCUGUGGACAAGAAACAUGAAUCUACUGAUUCUACUUCUGUUAACAAACUUUCCGCUGUACACUUGUGGAACUCUUGUUGAUGAGAACACUUCUUGGACUGUGACAGAACUAAAACAGAGAAAUGGAAACCCGUGUGACGUCACGUUAGAUUUGGUUAAUGUUGUAGUGAACUGUUCAAGUCGUUCCCUUCAGUUCUUUAUCAAGUCUUGGUUUCCUGAGAACACAAGUGUACUAAUGUUACAAAGUAAUUUAUUGACAGUUAUACCUAACAACACUCUCAACAACUUGUACAGGUUAUCAAGUUUAAGUCUUCAAGACAACAUGUUGACGUAUAUAGAACCUAAAUCCUUUGACAGACUUCACAGUUUACAAUAUUUAAAUCUGGAGAACAAUCGUUUGAAUCUGUUUAGUUUACCUGUGCAGAUCUUCAGUGACCUGGUCAAUUUAACCGAGUUAAGACUUGCUCAAGAUACAACUAAUUCUGUCUACAACAUAAAAAGGCUGAACACAGUCCUCAAUGCAAGCACUGGAAGUUUCCCAGACCAAAUGUUUGGUCACUUAAUUCAUCUCAGAACUUUGUCUGUCGAUGUGCACGAUGAUGUUCUCUACUUCAAUCCAGAAUUUCAAAAUCUCCCAUUAACAAAACUUCAAUUGUCUGGAAAGUUGAAGACAAUCACAGAAACCAGCUUUGAAAACGUGAAGACGGUGACAGAUUUAUCUUGGAAUAAUUUUGGAUACAUUCAAAAUGUCAGUUCUUCAGUUCUAGGAUCUUUUGUUCAUCUUGAGCAAUUUACAUUAAAUGAAGUGAGACUAGGGGUACGUAACUCUUUACAUUUGUUGCGUCCCUUAGUAAACUCAAGCAUGCAGUUAUUGAAACUGUCCACAGUUCCACUUAUACCAAAUUUAAAGUAUUUGUCUAUAACAAGUCAAGAUGGAAUCUUAGAUGAAGAAAGUACUAAAUAUCUACGAGACAUUUGUAUAGAGGAGUUACACCUACAAAGCAACAAUAUAUUCAUUAUUUUGAAAGGUGCGUUCAGUAGCCAAACUUUAGAUCGCUGUUUAAAACGUGUUUAUGUGACGUUCAAUCCAAUACAAGGGACAUUACAGGCACUUCUAGACGUCAUCUUACUGAAGUCUUUACAAGUCUUGGUAAUAACAAGUUUUAGGAACAAGGCUCAAGGCUGGGCAGGUAGAUCUACAUUACAACAAUUGGAGUCUCAGUACGUCACACUCACUGAUAAGCUCGGACAACGUAGCCAUGUAAAAACGAAUAAUUCUAGAACAUACGCAGUCAAGUUAUUUAUAUCUCGUUCAAUAGAAUACUUAGAGUUUGGAAGUUUGUUUGGUGAAAUCAAUUGGGAUGUUCCCAUUGAAGUUCAUGGCGGGGAAAAUGUACAAGAACUUCGUUUGAUGGACUGCGCUAUACAGAAUGUUCAGUAUUCCUUAGAAGGACUUAGCCAUGUGAAAACUGUCUAUCUUUCCUUUAACACAUUGUCCGUGCUGCCUGUAAAGUUCUUUGACAGUUUCCCUGAAGUAGAAGUGCUUGUACUGGACCACUGUGAACUGGACAGUGAGUUCAUGUCUCAACAUAGUUACAGCCUUUUUAGAAAUCUUGUGAAAUUAAAACAAUUGGAUCUGUCGUACAAUGCAAUUGACAUUCUGUUGCCCAAUACAUUCUCUGCUAAUCUCAAUCUCAGGUCACUCAAUCUUGCUUUUAAUCGAUUUAGAACUAUUCCAUUUGACUUAAGUCAAACACUUGGCUUGAACAAGCUAGAUAUGAGACAGAACUCAUUAGAUACUCUAAGUUCUAAAGACAUGGCCUUGUUAGAUGAGUUACAGCACAGACUGGGAGAAGUUCAGCUUCUGAUCUCUGGCAAUGUAUUGUCAUGUGGCUGUGAACAGAUUCAGUUUCUACAAUGGCUUCACCUGACAGACGUUCGUCUGGACGAGAACAGAAACUAUACAUGUAUCAAUAACCAAGGGAUUUUAAGUUCUACAUCAGCCUACAAGAACAUCGAAGUGCUGUGGAGAGAGUGCUGGGGACAGUUUUAUUUUAAUAUCGCACUUGGAAUGUUUGCAUUUGUAAAUAUUGGAUUUGUAUUUGUAUUUAUGGUGACUAAAAAUAAAACCUUAAUUAUUUCUGGGGUUCUUCAACUCUUCACGGAAUUUAAACUCAAGAGACCAGUGGAUUAUCAGUAUAGUGUUUUUAUCGGCUAUUCUGACUUCGAUUAUCAAUUCGCUUGUUUGACUUUAAGAAAGUUUAUUGAAGAUGAUCUCAAGCUAAGUACUUUUGUUGGUGAUCGAGAUCUAUUACCUUCCAUUGCUAUGGCUGAAGGAAUAAUGGCAGCCAUGGAUUCUAGCUGGAGAAUUGUUUUAGUUGUUAAUAAAAGUUUUGUUAAUAACAACGAUUGGUUUCUAUUUAUGGUGCGGUCAGCUGUGUUCUCUGUUAGUCCAGCCAAUCCUCUCCGAGUGGUCAUUCUGGUCGAAGAAUGUUGCCUCCCUAGACUACCAAGUGAGUUACUCAGUUCAGUGCCUGAAGAUAAUGUUUUUGUUGUCACUGAAUGGAAGAUGACUUACAAACUACAGCAAGGGUUAAGAACAAGGUUAAAAGAAUGAAUUAUUGACUAGGGGAAAUCUAAUAGUUUCUCAUUAUUUUUUUUUUUUUGUAAUGCAUGAAGUCUAGGUUUUUUUAUUAUAAAAGAUACAU
Molecule: messenger RNA, 3656 nt
Organism: Biomphalaria glabrata
Lineage: Eukaryota; Metazoa; Mollusca; Gastropoda; Planorbidae
Product: toll-like receptor 4
Exons: 1
Coding region: 965-3565 (866 amino acids)
Biological process (GO): signal transduction
Cellular component (GO): extracellular matrix
Molecular function (GO): protein binding
Source: RefSeq, a predicted model, not a curated record